AUGACCUCAGCCUCCCCUUUAGGUGAUACCACCUUCUACUCAUUGAACAUGACCACCAGGGGAGAAGACUUCCUAUAUAAGAGUUCCGGGGCCAUUGUUGCUGCCGUGGUGGUGGUGGUGGUGAUCAUCUUUGCUGUGGUUCUGAUCCUGCUGAAGGUGUAUAACAGGAAAAUGAGGACCAGGAGGGAGCUGGAGCCUAAGGGCCCCAAGCCAGCUUCCCCAUCUGCACUGGCUCUAAAUAACAGCAGCCCACAGCCUGCGACUGUGACCUUCGCCCCGGCUGAUGUCCACGUGGAGAACCGGUGA
Elephantulus edwardii (Cape elephant shrew) is the source of this 306-nucleotide messenger RNA. RefSeq names its product noncompact myelin associated protein (gene NCMAP). Gene Ontology annotation, biological process: regulation of myelination; peripheral nervous system myelin formation. The transcript is spliced from 3 exons. The coding region runs from base 1 to 306 and encodes 101 amino acids. Gene Ontology annotation, molecular function: structural constituent of myelin sheath. NCBI's taxonomy places the organism in Eukaryota, Metazoa, Chordata, Mammalia, Macroscelidea, Macroscelididae. The record is from RefSeq and is a predicted model, not a curated record. Gene Ontology annotation, cellular component: paranode region of axon; plasma membrane; Schmidt-Lanterman incisure.